AUGUGCACUCACCGAGCUGCCCUGCCUGCCGGCCGGCUCCGCUCCCACUCAGGCUUGUGGCAUGCGGCGUGGCCGUGUUGCCCUGUGGCCCCGUGGCCCGGCCGGGGCGCUGAGCACGGCCCCCUCCCUCCUUCCGUGCGUCCCGCCGGGUCCCCCCCUCCCCGGCCCCGCCCCCGCGGGCUGCCCCACCCCCGCAGGCCACCGCAGCCGCUGCCAAGGCAACGGCGAGCCGCCGUCACGUGGCUGGCCCUUGGGGGCGCUACGGACCACGUGAUCUGGCUGGCCAGGAGGGGAGGGGAGGGGCGGGACUCGCCGCCCCUCCUGCCUUACACCCCGGCUUCGGGGAUCCGUUCUAGCCUGGACCACCCGGCCGGAAGCCGGGGAGCGGAAACCGGUAAAAGGUGCGCAUCUCUCCCGUUUCCCCGGCGGGCGUGCCGCGGGCCACAGUGCACUCGGAUUGGCGCUGCCGCGAAGGGGGCCGGAAGCCUGGGCAUCCCUCGCUUUCACCAUCCUCCCUUCCUUUUCCCCCCAGCCGCGCGGGCGCCCGGCCCUGACGACGGAACACAGGACGAUGUGGUCGCGCUUCUCUGGGUCCCUGGAUCUGGACAACAGGUCCAGGACAGGGUGAGCCCUGCUCGGCCCGAGAGCGUGGGUCUGAGUAGAGGAAAGGAGCACAGAAUCCCCAGGAUCUGGAGCUCCUUAAAGGCAAGGCCUGUGUCUUGCUCACCAUCGUCCCCACUGCUGAGCCAGGUACACUCAGGAAACCUUCAGAUUAAGCUUUCGGGCAUGUUCAACAAUUUGCUAUAUUCUGUGGAAAAAGAAAACUGCUUCAGGACUCGUACCGGGGUGUUCUCUUGACUGAAAUAUAUUAAAAUACGGUAACGGUAGCUCACUUAAAUCAAGUGUGCCAAAGACUAAACAUAAAGAAACUUCCACGGGGGAGGAGAAGGCACGCCUGUCCUCACAACUCUCCUUCCAUGCAGCCUCGAAACUGAUUUAGCGAUGUUCCCAUUCCCAAAAGCAACAUCGCUCCUCUAACUCAAUUGAAUAACGCGCUUUUUCCAGAAGGGUUAAUGUUGAAAACAGGAGAGUAAGCUGGCAACAGUCCUUGAUAGGUUAAACCAAUGUUUCUGAAGGGGGGCCUGUGGCAGAAUCUGCUGGGGUGGCUGUCCCAAAUGCCUGAGCUGCCACGAGGUGGUCUCCGGGGCGCGGUCGGGGAGUGCAGAUGUCAGAGGUGGGCUCCGCGGUGGCCGGGGCCAUGGCACCAGUGGCCUCCGGCAGACACGACCACGUGCGCCUGUUCAGGCUCUUCCUGCCGUAGCGGCCAUUUUUCCAGUAUGAGCAAC
Messenger RNA from Panthera uncia (snow leopard), 1346 nucleotides. RefSeq lists its product as uncharacterized. The transcript has 3 exons. The record is from RefSeq and is a predicted model, not a curated record. Bases 1 to 858 code for a protein of 285 amino acids. NCBI's taxonomy places the organism in Eukaryota, Metazoa, Chordata, Mammalia, Carnivora, Felidae.